AAUUCUCAGGAAGAAAUGUUUUGCCGGAAAUGCGCGCGAUUCGCGACGCUCCUCUCUCUCCCUCCUUCAGUUUCUCCCGUUUUCCAUCCUUCUAUAAAAGCCUGAAAACCAGACUAUCAUACGAUCCCAAGAACUCUCUCUCUAUCUCUCUCUCUCUCUCUCUGCGUGAACGCAUUGUUUAAUCAAAUUGAAGAGAGGGAAACAGAGUAUCAGUGAAGUUUCAUCUCAAGCUUCGAUACUUUUCUUGUUUCCGUCAAUAAAAAGUCGAUCCCUUUUUUAUUUUCAGUAGCUCCGAUAUUGAAACACAAGCGAUUCUGAUAUUGUAGUCGUCUUUUUCUGCGAUCGUAACGACCGCAAUCUACGCCGUUGGUUCGCGACCGGCAUAAUCGCUCGGACAACCGGCGCUCGGAGACAUGAAGAACGAAGAUCAAGCUAGGUCCCUGUUUGGGAUCUCUCUGUCUGAUCGACCCCGGUGGCAACAGUUCUUCAUAUGCUCGUCUGGGUUUUUCUUUGGUUAUCUUGUUAAUGGCAUUUGUGAGGAGUAUGUUUAUAAUCGACUUAAAUUCAGCUUUGGCUGGUAUUUUACCUUUGUACAAGGAUUUGUUUACCUGGUACUUAUCUACUUACAAGGCUUCACCACCAAGCAAAUGGUGAACCCAUGGAGAACGUACGUGAAGCUAUCUGCAGUUCUGAUGGGUUCUCAUGGAUUGACCAAAGGUUCCUUGGCUUUCCUCAACUAUCCAGCUCAACUCAUGUUCAAAUCCACAAAGGUGCUGCCAGUCAUGAUUAUGGGUGCUUUCAUCCCUGGGUUGAGAAGGAAAUACCCCCCUCAUGAGUACAUCUCUGCACUGCUUCUGGUGGUAGGCUUGAUCCUUUUCACCUUAGCAGAUGCCAACAGUUCUCCAAAUUUCAGCAUGAUUGGUGUUGUAAUGGUAGUGGGUGCUCUAAUCAUGGAUUCAUUUUUGGGUAAUUUGCAAGAAGCAAUUUUCACUUUGAACCCUGAAACAACGCAGAUGGAAAUGCUGUUUUGUUCAACAGUAGUUGGGUUGCCUUUCUUAAUUCCGCCAAUGAUUAUAACAGGAGAAUUGUUCAAAGCCUGGAGUUCUUGUUCUGAGCAUCCGUAUGUAUAUGGGGUGCUAGUGUUUGAAGCCAUGGCCACAUUCAUUGGUCAAGUGUCUGUUUUGUCCCUCAUCGCAAUUUUCGGGGCUGCCACAACAGCCAUGAUAACGACUGCUAGAAAGGCAGUCACUUUGUUGCUAUCAUACCUGAUAUUUACGAAGCCACUAACCGAACAGCAUGGGACGGGGUUACUGCUGAUUUCCAUGGGCAUCAUUCUGAAGCUAUUGCCUGAAAGCAAAGUCCCCAAGAUGGGGUCAAUCUCGAAUGCUUUUUCCAAGCAUGGAAAAUUUUCUUUCAAAGAAGAGAAGCAGAUAGAAAUUAGAGAAAAUGAUGAACAGCCUGAAGAGAGAAGGCUACUUAUAUGAAAAUGAGUCGUGGUUGCUUUUGCCGGCAUGCACACAAAGAAUGGGGAGGAUACAGAUUCAGGCAGACAGAUGUGUACUAGCUAGUCAUUCUAGGUGGAGAGUUGACUCUUUUAAGUUCUUAGAAACUGAUUACAUUUCUGUCACCAAUUAACCUACCAGGGCUUUUGAUUGCUUUAUGUUAGUUUAAUACACCAAUGACCAGGAAAGAAGGAUAUUAUUGACAGGAAGAUGGGAAGGAAAUCAGCCAAAUAUUUGGAUAAAUGACUUUGUAUUACUGAAAUAAAUUUAUUUAUUUGUACUUGAAAUGAGAAAUUAGAUGAAAUUUGAGACUUUAUUACUAUUA
Molecule: messenger RNA, 1827 nt
Organism: Malania oleifera
Lineage: Eukaryota; Viridiplantae; Streptophyta; Magnoliopsida; Santalales; Ximeniaceae
Product: UDP-galactose/UDP-glucose transporter 2-like
Exons: 7
Coding region: 414-1484 (356 amino acids)
Biological process (GO): transmembrane transport
Cellular component (GO): endoplasmic reticulum membrane; Golgi membrane
Molecular function (GO): transmembrane transporter activity
Source: RefSeq, a predicted model, not a curated record